Messenger RNA from Perca fluviatilis (European perch), 1161 nucleotides. RefSeq names its product zinc finger CCHC domain-containing protein 12-like. NCBI's taxonomy places the organism in Eukaryota, Metazoa, Chordata, Actinopteri, Perciformes, Percidae. The coding region runs from base 1 to 1161 and encodes 386 amino acids. Gene Ontology annotation, molecular function: zinc ion binding; nucleic acid binding. The transcript has a single exon. The record is from RefSeq and is a predicted model, not a curated record.
AUGGAUUCAUUUCCCAAAUACCUUGGCUCUGUGGACUCAAAGGCCAAUUCCAGGAAUGACGACAGUGCAGCUAAGUCACAGUUAACCUUCACUAUUCCUGAUGGGGCACAGAAAGUAAUCGUGGAACAUGUUGUUAAACAUGAUCUGAGCCAUACAGAUUAUCUUCCCUCAAAAUACGAAAUCCGGUCUUUCUCUGGCAAGCAUCCCAAGAGUGGUGAGGUGGAUUUCAGCACUUGGAGGCUUCAUGCAAAGCAACUCCUGAGAGACACAUCUCUAACUGAUAGUCAAAAGCGGAGACAAAUUCUCAACAGUUUACUGCCCCCUGCUUUAAAUGUAGCACUCAGCGCUGGUGACAAUGCCCCACCCAGGCUCUAUUUGCAUGAGUUGGAGAAAGCAUAUGGAAAUGUGACUGGAGGAGAAGAGCUCUACAUCCAGUUUGUUGAAACCCAUCAACAGGAUAAUGAAACAGCUUCUGACUACUUGCGCCGCCUCCAUACUUUCAUGCAGGAAGUGAUUGAAAAGAAAGGCAUGGCUGGCAGACACUCUGACACUCAACUGUUAAAGCAGUUCAUCCGUGGAUGUUGGGAUGAAGCUUUGAUAUCCCAGUUACGCCUGAAAGAGAUCCUGUCUGACCCUGCAAUGGAGAUCAUUGGGUGUUCGGACCUGUUGUUCAAAGUGAGGUCCUUUGAACAUGAGAGGAAGGUAAAGGAGAGCAGGAAAAGCCGGUGUUUGGGGCCCACACAAGUCAAAGCUCGCAGCCACAUCCAGCACAGUGUUGAUCCACCAGACGUAACCACUGAUGAAAAUGCCAACUUAAAGGAGAGAGUGAAACAGCUAGAAGAUGAAAUGGUACAAGCUAGGAUUAAGCAAAGUCCUCCUGUUAAGAAAAUAGUGUAUGGAAAACCUCAGCCUGCAGUUCAGGAAAGAACAAAAGAAAAGAGUUUCCAGAAUAAAAUUGAGCUGAGACUUAAGACACAAGCAAAAGAGGAUAAGCUGAGAGGUUUCUGUUACAACUGUGGCGAAGAUUCACAUUACCUAGCCAACUGUAACAACCCUUCCAAUGCUGAGUUGGUGCAACAAAAGCUACUACAAAGACACAAGCAGAGGUAUCCAGCACAGUUGGACAACUCUACCCCAACUGAACCUUUAAACAGGAAGUAG